Messenger RNA from Callithrix jacchus (white-tufted-ear marmoset), 4131 nucleotides. It is a transcript of the gene CFAP251, whose product is annotated as cilia and flagella associated protein 251. The record is from RefSeq and is a predicted model, not a curated record. Gene Ontology annotation, cellular component: sperm flagellum. NCBI's taxonomy places the organism in Eukaryota, Metazoa, Chordata, Mammalia, Primates, Cebidae. Gene Ontology annotation, molecular function: protein binding.
GCGUUGCCAUGGGGACGGAGCUUGGGUGGCAACCAGAAGUAGGGAGCUGGUGGAGAAGGUGGCGGCUGCUGGAAGGAGGCUGGGGAGGUGGCUGAGGGGUCCAGGCAGCGGGACGACUCUGGCCUUUUGAGGACCGGGGUGGGUUCUCUCUGUAAGUCUGGGGCGGAGGCCACGGGGCCUUGGCUGGGGUCCCCGGCCUGGCGGUGUCUGGCGCCUCUUGCGGGGCACUCACCCGACCCGGGCCUUGUGGGGCCUCGGGCGGCCCCAGGAAGACCUGAGUUGGAGGCAGAGUCCGCACCUGGGCCUUAAUACCCCUGCAGAGCGACGGACCUGGCACCCUUGCCCCAAACCCUUGCGGCUCGAACCCGGCCUUCCAGAUGCGCCGGCGAAGUUGGGCUCAGUCAGAAGCUGGUGGUGAGAGUCCUCGACUUGAAUCACAGCAGUAAUUUUUCAGCUAGAGAAACUAAGUGCCAGAGAGAUCUCUUUCUUACUAGCAGUGUCAUCUUGAAGGAAACUCUACAGAGAAGGAUGUCAGAUGCAGAGGAAGCCCCCAGAGAAUCGACAGGAAAAAAUGGAGAAACAGAAAUAGAAGAAGAGGAGGAACCUAAUCUAAAUUAUAAAGAAGUAGAAAAUCCGCAAGAGGAAGUGAAAGAUGACACAUUAGCAUGGAGAGAGUCUCAGGAGGAGGAGAAGAAAAAGGGUGAGGAGGAAGAGGAGGAGGGGGAAGAGGAGGGGGAGGAGGACAAAGAGAUUGUCAUGGAAGAAACUGAGGAAAAAGCUGGAGACGCCCAGGAGGAGGAGGCUUCAGGAAUACAGAAAGAAACCGCAGUGGAGCCCCAAGAAAUGAAAAGGUCCAUGACCAGUUUGGAGACACGGAUUACCGAUUCCCAGUCAGCCACAUCGGGAAUUUUCCCAACAACCCAAAGAGGUAGCGAGUCAAAGCCUUCCUUACGGUCAGAGGAUUCAGAAGCAGAUGAACUGGAAUUUCUGGAUUUGGACCAAAUCAGUCCUGAGGAACAACAGAUGAGUUCCCCUGACAGGCAGCCCUCGGGAGAGCUUGAGGAGAACACCGACCAGAGGCCCCAAGAUGAACUGGGACGAGAAAGAAGGGACUUGGAGCCAGAAAAGAGAGAGGAGGGACAAGAAAGGAGCGCAUCCUCUAUCCAGUCCAUAGCAGGGAUCUCCAGGGAGUCACUGGUGUCCACCACCACAGAGGACAUUUUGUUUCAAAAGGAUAAAAAUGCCCCGGUGUAUCCCUUGACCUUGACCUGGUCGUUUGGAUGGAACAGUUCUCUUCCUGUUUACUAUAUUCGAGAGGAAAAGCAGAGAGUUCUUCUGUAUGUUUGUGCUCACACUGCGAUCAUCUACAACGUAUUCAGGAAUCAUCAGUAUCACCUUCAGGGCCAUGCCAAUAUUAUCUCCUGCAUCUGCAUCAGUGAAGACAGGCGGUGGAUCGCCACAGCAGACAAAGGGCCAGACUGCCUGGUCAUUAUAUGGGACUCCUUCACAGGUAUUCCUGUGCACACGAUAUUUGACAGCUGCCCCGAAGGGAACGGUAUCAGGGCAAUGGCCAUGGCCCACGACGCCAAGUAUCUGGCAACCAUCUCAGAUGCUAAAGUCCAGAAGGUGUGCAUCUGGAAGUGGACUUUGGCAGCGGAAACACCAGCAUGUACCCUCGAACUCCCCAAAGAGUACGGUUUGCAGAACUACCUUACUUUUAACCCAACAAACAAUAAAGAAUUGGUGAGCAACAGUAAAACACAGGCAAUAUAUUAUGCAUGGUAUGAAGAGAGAGAUACACUGGCUCACAGUGCCCCACUUUUAACAGAAAAAACCUUCAACAAGCUUGUGGGAAAGUUUAGCCAGUCCAUCUUCCACUUGAAUUUAACACAAAUGCUGUCAGCCACGAUGGAAGGGAAGCUGGUUGUCUGGAACAUACACCGCCCACCGUCAUCUGCCUCCACGUUUUUGGGCUUUCCCUAUAUCAAGCCUUGUAAAUUGGUUCAUUUGCAGAAAGAGAGUAUCACUGUGCUUACUACAAUUGAUAGCUACAUUGUCACAGGUGACAUUAAGGGUAACAUCAAGUUCUAUGAUCACACCCUGACCAUUGUUAACUGGUACAGUCACUUGCAACCGAGUGCCGUAAGAACUCUGUCCUUUUCAAAGACCCCAGCAACUCCUCCUACUGAAAAAUCAAACUAUCCUCCCGACUGCACUUUAAAAGGUGACCCUUUUGUCGUCAGGAAUUUCAUCAUUGGAACAUCUGAUGCCACCGUGUACCACUUAACAACAGAUGGGACCAAACUUGAGAAGUUAUUUGUAGAGCCCAAGGAUGCCAUUUGUGCCAUCUCCUGCCACCCAUAUCAACCCCUCAUUGCCAUCGGGAGCAUCUGUGGGAUGAUCAAAGUGUGGAAUUAUGAAAAGAAACGAUACCUUUUCAGCAGGGUCUUUGAGAAGGGGCUUGGAGUCCAGAGUCUGACCUAUAACCCAGAAGGAACCCUUCUUGGAGCUGGCUUCACAGAGGGAACGGUUUGCAUUCUUGAUACAAUGUCUUUAGAAAAUGAAAGCCCAGAGCCUUUCAGAUACUCCAGAACCAGUGUGACUCACAUCAGCUUUUCCCAUGACUCCCAGUACAUGGCAACUGCUGAUAUAAGUUUUACUGUGGCAGUUUAUAUGAUGGUGGUGAGAAACGGACGAAGGGUCUGGGAGUACUUAGCAAGACUUCGCUCUCAUCGAAAAAGCAUCCGAAGUCUCCAGUUUGGGGUUUACCUGGACAGCAAUGAGCCUAGACUGCUGAGCCUUGGGACAGAUAGGCUGCUGAUAGAGUAUGAUCUUCUCAGGAGCUACAAAGACCACCUGGAAGUCCUGGACAUUCACCGCACCGACCAGGGCUGCUACCCCACCUGCAUGGUCUGGUACCCGCCACUCACCAGGGAACUCUUCUUGCUCAUCUGCAACAGUGGCUACAAAGUGAAGCUUUUUAAUGCUACCACCAAAAUGUGCAGGAAGACGCUUAUGGGGCCAGCUUAUGGUUCCCCGAUUGAGCAGGCACAGGUCCUCCCGGUGAGAAGCAUGGCAGAGCUGCCGAAACGCUACUUGGUGUUUAUUAACAGAGACAAGGUGGGACUGCAGAUCUUACCAGUGGACGGCAAUCCACAUAAAACAACUGCUAUUGUCUGCCACCCAAAUGGGGUGGCUGGCAUGGCCCUUUCCUAUGACGGCCUCUACGCAUUCACCGCAGGGGGGCAUGAUCGCUCAGUGGUCCAGUGGAAAAUCAAUUUAAGUGUCCUGGAGGCAGCGGUUUCUCUUGGGGGUGAAGACUUGACCCCAUUCUACGGUCUGCUGUCUGGCGGCCGGGAAGGAAAAUUCUACAGGGUAACUGUUCCCAGGGAGCUAGAAGACUACUUCUACUACUCCCAGCUCCGCAGUCAAGGCAUUGACACAAUGGAGACCAGAAAGGUGUCGGAACACAUCUGCCUGUCAGAGCUGCCUUUUGUCAUGAGAGCAAUUGGCUUUUACCCAUCUGAAGAGAAGAUUGAUGAUAUAUUUAACGAAAUCAGAUUUGGGGAGUAUGUGGACACUGGAAAGCUAAUCGACAAGAUCAACUUACCAGAUUUCCUCAGAGUGUACCUUAACCACAGGCCACCUUUUGGUAACACCUUGAGUGGCAUCCACAAGAGUUUUGAGGUGCUCGGUUAUACCAACUCCAAAGGGGAAAAGGCCAUUCGAAGAGAGGACUUCCUGAGACUGCUCGUUACCAAAGGUGAGCACAUGACGGAGGAGGAGAUGUUGGAUUGCUUUGCUUCGCUGUUCGGCCUGAAUCCUGAGGGAUGGAAAUCCGAGCCUGCAGCCUCCUCUGUCAAAGGUUCAGAAAUUUGCCUUGAAGAAGAACUUCCAGACGAAAUCACUGCAGAAAUAUUCGCAACUGAAAUUCUUGGCUUAACCAUUUCAGAAGAUUCCGGCCAGGAUGGUCAGUGAAGUUAUUGGGAGCGUUUACAGCACAAAGGACUUUGGAUGUGUGUGGACGCACGUGUUAUGUUGUUCACGAGGCACUGCUCUUUAUGUAUUUCCCUCCCCCCGCCAUCUUUAGAACACUUAGACAUUAAAGCAAAUUUCUGGUGAGCAAUGGAA